Messenger RNA from Acomys russatus (golden spiny mouse), 4387 nucleotides. RefSeq names its product tankyrase (gene Tnks). Gene Ontology annotation, molecular function: NAD+ poly-ADP-ribosyltransferase activity; protein binding. The coding region runs from base 48 to 3995 and encodes 1315 amino acids. Gene Ontology annotation, cellular component: cytoplasm; nucleus. NCBI's taxonomy places the organism in Eukaryota, Metazoa, Chordata, Mammalia, Rodentia, Muridae. The transcript is spliced from 27 exons. The record is from RefSeq and is a predicted model, not a curated record.
CGGGCGGUGGUGCCGUUGCCGCAGUGACAGUACGGGGGAGUGGGAAGAUGGCGGCGUCGCGUCGCUCUCAGCAUCAUCACCACCAUCAUCAACAACAGCUCCAGCCCGCCCCAGGGGCUUCGGCUCCGCCACCGCCACCUCCACCGCCGCUCAGCCCGGGCCUGGCCCCGGGACCCACCCCAGCCUCUCCCACGGCCGGCGGCCUGGCGCCCUUCGCCUCCCCGCGGCACGGCCUGGCGCUGCCGGAGGGGGAUGGCAGCCGGGACCCGCCCGACAGGCCGCGAUCUCCCGACCCGGUGGACGGCGCGGUCUGCACGGUGGCAGCUACGGCCGCUGUCCCGGCAGCUUCCGCCGCCGUCGGGGUCGCUCCCAGCGCAGCCGGCGGUGGCGGUAACAACUCGGCGUCGUCCACGUCUUCCCCGACUUCGUCUUCCUCCCCGUCCUCCCCUGGCUCGAGCUUAGCGGAGAGUCCCGAGGGGACCGGAGUUGGCUCCGCUGCAACUUUGGGACCCGGGGCGGCGGGCCUCGGCCCGGGGGUCCCAGCCGUGAGUGGGGCCCUGCGGGAGCUGCUGGAGGCCUGUCGCAAUGGGGACGUGUCCCGGGUGAAGAGGUUGGUGGACGCAGCGAACGUGAAUGCAAAGGAUAUGGCCGGUCGAAAGUCUUCGCCCCUCCACUUUGCAGCAGGUUUUGGAAGGAAGGAUGUGGUAGAGCACUUGCUGCAGAUGGGUGCUAAUGUCCAUGCUCGGGAUGAUGGCGGCCUCAUCCCCCUUCACAACGCCUGUUCCUUUGGUCAUGCUGAGGUCGUGAGUCUGCUACUGUGCCAAGGAGCAGAUCCUAAUGCCAGAGAUAACUGGAACUAUACUCCUCUGCACGAAGCUGCCAUUAAAGGGAAAAUUGAUGUCUGUAUCGUGCUGCUGCAGCACGGAGCGGAUCCAAACAUUCGGAACACUGAUGGGAAAUCAGCUCUGGACCUGGCAGAUCCUUCAGCAAAGGCUGUCCUCACAGGUGAAUACAAAAAAGACGAACUCCUAGAAGCUGCUAGGAGUGGUAAUGAAGAAAAGCUAAUGGCUUUACUGACUCCUCUAAAUGUGAAUUGCCAUGCAAGUGAUGGGCGAAAGUCCACUCCAUUACACCUGGCAGCGGGCUACAACAGAGUUCGGAUAGUUCAGCUGCUUCUACAGCAUGGUGCUGAUGUUCAUGCAAAAGACAAAGGUGGACUUGUACCUCUUCAUAACGCAUGCUCAUAUGGACACUAUGAGGUCACAGAACUUCUGUUAAAGCAUGGCGCUUGUGUGAACGCUAUGGAUCUGUGGCAGUUCACGCCACUCCACGAAGCUGCUUCCAAGAACCGUGUAGAAGUCUGCUCUUUGUUACUCAGCCAUGGCGCUGACCCUACCUUGGUCAACUGCCAUGGCAAAAGUGCUGUUGAUAUGGCUCCAACUCCUGAGCUCCGGGAAAGACUGACGUAUGAAUUUAAAGGCCAUUCUUUACUACAAGCCGCCAGAGAGGCAGACCUAGCCAAAGUUAAAAAAACACUUGCUUUGGAAAUCAUUAACUUCAAGCAACCACAGUCCCACGAAACAGCACUGCACUGUGCUGUGGCCUCCUUGCAUCCCAAACGAAAGCAGGUGGCAGAACUGUUACUUAGGAAAGGAGCCAAUGUCAAUGAAAAAAACAAGGAUUUCAUGACCCCUUUACAUGUUGCAGCUGAAAGAGCUCACAAUGACGUCAUGGAAGUCCUGCAUAAGCAUGGAGCAAAGAUGAAUGCACUGGACAGUCUUGGUCAGACUGCUUUGCACAGAGCCGCCUUAGCAGGCCACCUGCAGACCUGCCGCCUUCUGCUGAAUUAUGGCUCUGACCCGUCCAUCAUCUCCCUGCAAGGCUUCACAGCAGCGCAGAUGGGGAAUGAGGCGGUGCAGCAGAUUCUGAGUGAGAGCACUCCUAUCCGCACUUCUGAUGUGGACUAUCGGCUCUUGGAGGCAUCGAAAGCUGGUGACCUGGACACUGUGAAGCAACUCUGCAGCCCGCAGAAUGUGAAUUGCAGAGACCUGGAGGGCCGGCAUUCCACACCUCUGCACUUUGCUGCAGGCUAUAACCGCGUGUCUGUUGUGGAGUACCUUCUGCACCACGGAGCUGACGUCCAUGCGAAAGACAAGGGUGGCUUGGUGCCCCUUCAUAACGCUUGCUCCUAUGGACACUAUGAGGUGGCUGAGCUCCUGGUGAGGCACGGGGCUUCUGUCAAUGUGGCAGACUUGUGGAAAUUUACUCCUCUCCAUGAAGCAGCAGCCAAGGGGAAAUACGAAAUCUGCAAGCUUCUCCUGAAACAUGGAGCAGAUCCAACUAAGAAGAACCGAGAUGGAAAUACACCUCUAGAUCUGGUCAAAGAGGGAGACACAGACAUUCAGGACCUACUGAGGGGGGACGCUGCCCUGUUGGAUGCUGCCAAGAAGGGCUGCCUCGCCAGAGUGCAGAAGCUCUGUACGCCAGAGAACAUCAACUGCAGAGACACCCAGGGCAGAAACUCAACGCCUCUCCACCUGGCAGCAGGCUACAAUAACCUGGAAGUAGCUGAAUACCUUCUAGAGCAUGGCGCUGAUGUCAAUGCCCAGGACAAAGGAGGCUUGAUUCCGCUUCACAACGCAGCAUCUUACGGGCAUGUUGACAUAGCAGCGUUACUGAUAAAAUACAACACAUGUGUAAAUGCAACGGAUAAGUGGGCCUUUACUCCCCUUCAUGAAGCUGCCCAGAAAGGAAGGACACAGUUAUGUGCCCUACUCCUAGCACAUGGCGCAGACCCAACCAUGAAGAACCAAGAAGGUCAGACACCUUUAGAUCUGGCAACGGCUGAUGACAUCCGAGCUUUGCUGAUAGAUGCCAUGCCCCCUGAGGCCUUACCUACCUGCUUUAAACCUCAGGCAACUGUCGUUAGUGCCUCUCUGAUCUCACCAGCGUCCACCCCCUCCUGCCUCUCCGCUGCCAGCAGCAUAGACAACCUCACUGGCCCUUUAGCAGAGCUGGCCGUAGGAGGGGCCUCCAAUGCAGGGGAUGGCGCCGCAGGUGCGGAAAGGAAGGAAGGAGAAGUUGCGGGUCUUGACAUGAAUAUCAGCCAAUUCCUUAAAAGCCUUGGCCUCGAACACCUUCGGGAUAUCUUUGAAACAGAGCAGAUUACACUAGACGUGUUGGCUGAUAUGGGCCAUGAAGAAUUGAAAGAAAUAGGCAUCAAUGCAUAUGGACACCGCCACAAGUUAAUCAAGGGCGUGGAAAGACUUUUAGGUGGACAACAAGGAACCAAUCCAUACUUGACUUUUCACUGUGUGAAUCAGGGAACUAUUUUGCUAGAUCUUGCUCCAGAAGAUAAAGAAUAUCAGUCAGUAGAAGAAGAGAUGCAGAGUACCAUUAGAGAGCACAGAGAUGGCGGGAAUGCUGGUGGCAUCUUCAACAGAUACAACGUCAUUCGGAUUCAAAAAGUUGUGAACAAGAAGCUGAGGGAACGAUUCUGUCACAGACAAAAGGAAGUGUCUGAGGAGAAUCACAACCAUCACAAUGAACGCAUGCUGUUCCACGGUUCUCCUUUCAUUAAUGCAAUUAUUCAUAAAGGGUUUGAUGAGCGACAUGCAUACAUUGGAGGGAUGUUUGGAGCUGGAAUUUACUUUGCCGAAAACUCUUCCAAAAGCAACCAGUAUGUUUAUGGGAUCGGAGGAGGAACCGGCUGUCCCCCACACAAAGAUAGGUCAUGCUAUAUAUGUCACAGACAAAUGCUCUUCUGUAGAGUGACCCUUGGAAAGUCCUUUCUGCAAUUCAGCACCAUGAAAAUGGCACAUGCUCCUCCAGGGCAUCACUCGGUUAUUGGCAGGCCAAGUGUCAAUGGACUGGCAUAUGCUGAAUACGUCAUCUAUAGAGGAGAACAGGCAUAUCCAGAGUAUCUCAUCACCUACCAGAUCAUGAAGCCAGAAGCCCCUUCACAGACCACAACGGCCGCAGAGCAGAAGACCUAGUGAUUGCCCCUGGUAAAGGCCAGAGUGAUUCAGAUCUGCGUCUGGAUUAUAGUGGAUUGCUCCCAACAACAACAACAAAAAUCAAAGUUCUCUAAAUCCCAACAGCCAAGAAGUGAGCUGUUUGUCUAUUAUAAAGCAGUGCCAGAGUGCUGGUGCAGAGUGAGCGACUGAGCACACUUACCUGCCGUGUUCCCUGGGAGGAACAUGGCUCAGGCUCAGUUCAUGACAGUUUCCCAUUUCUCAAGCAAGAUGCCUUGCUCGAUGUGGAAAUGGGAAAGAGAGUAUGCUGGCUUACAUGUUCUUGGUCCACACACUACAUUUUCUUUGUUGUGUUUGCCACAUUUAUAGCAGAUAGACACAUGAGAUGGGCUUUUUUUUUUUUUUUUUUUUUU